This is a messenger RNA of Ooceraea biroi (clonal raider ant), 3927 nucleotides long. RefSeq names its product delta-1-Pyrroline-5-carboxylate dehydrogenase 1 (gene P5CDh1). The record is from RefSeq and is a predicted model, not a curated record. NCBI's taxonomy places the organism in Eukaryota, Metazoa, Arthropoda, Insecta, Hymenoptera, Formicidae. Gene Ontology annotation, cellular component: mitochondrial matrix. Gene Ontology annotation, molecular function: L-glutamate gamma-semialdehyde dehydrogenase (NAD+) activity.
AAUCGAGCUUGACGUCGAAACGAAUGAAGGAUUCGCGACGUCGCGGGCUGCCUGAUCCCCGUGUCCUCGGGCUCUUCCUCCGGGCGACGGUAUCGAUCAUACGGCACCGCAAUGUGCGCUCUCGCGUCCGUUGGUCCGUCGUGCGAGGUGCCUCGCCGAUGCUAGCGGCUCGUCAAUGUCGUUGCGAGCGGGACGAGAUUCAAUCGAGAGAUCGCUUUACGGGGGAAUCAAUUCGCCGCGGCGUUAAGCUUGAUCGAACAUUGUCGAACGAAAGAACCGUUUGGUUUUGAUGCCGCCGCCGUCGCCGUCGCCGUCGCCGCGUCACGUUGUCAACGUGUCGACGGCAACGCGAGACGGAUCGAACUCGGUGAUGCAUUUCCAGCGCAUUCGAAUCGCUCGAUGCGUUCUUGCAAGUGUCCCGUCGUUUUCCAGCCUGUUUCAGCCUGGCGUGUUCCCUCACGCGCUAUUCGCGACUCCGAAUGCCGCGGAUUUCUCUCUUUCCAUCAUUUCGUUCGUGGAAAAUGGGAAGAUGGGGUGGCGAUUGUUCUUUUGGCACUACGUAACAUCGCGUGUCAAAGUCUCGACCACGAGGACGGAAUUAGACGGCCGUGGGUGUCGUUAUUUCGGCGGAAACGCAUAAAUACGUCGAUCGAUAACGGCCGGUGGUAGAUUCCGGUCGAGUUCGCCCGCGACCUUCGUAAUCUCUGCCUGAGAAAUGAAAGAAAAAAACGAAACGCGUCGUAGGCGAAAUCAAUCGUGCGAGUCGUGUCACUCGAUUUGCGUUGCCCUCCUACUCGUUUGUCAGAACGAUAUCCGUGUGAAAUACCGAUAACCGCGCUAAUUGGGGGUCGAGCGUGGACAGCGCGUUAUGUGAUACCGCGGCCGUGCGGCCGGAACGUUGAUUCCUUUCCCGACGCUUUCUCGAGCGUGUCACGUAAGGAUCGGCACGAGAUGCUUAGGGUCGAUAGUGCCGGUGCCGAGCCCACCGGAUUUCCCACUGGAGAACGAGCCGAUUCUCGGCUACAAGAAGGGCAGUCCGGAGAGAGCGGAGCUGGAGAAGGUCCUGGAUAAGAUGGCCAGCGAGUGCGAGGAGGUGCCGUUGGUGAUCGGAAACGAGGAGAUCAAGACGAACCUGUGCAAGCACCAAGUCAUGCCGCACGACCACAAGAAGAAGAUCGCCAAGUACUACUGGGCGACGCCGGAGCUGGUGAAGAAGGCGAUCGACGUCGCCGUGAGGGCGCAGCGCGAAUGGGAGAAGCGGCCGAUCGAGGCGCGGCUGGAGAUGUGGCUGAGGAUAGCGGGUCUGAUGGCGACCAAGUACAGGCAGCACCUGAACGCCGCCACGAUGCUCGGCCAGAGCAAGACCGUGAUCCAGGCCGAGAUCGACAGCUCGGCCGAGCUGAUCGACUUUUUCAAGAUGCACGCGUACUUCGUGAAGGAGAGCCUCAAGUACCAGCCGAUCUCGCCGAACCGACAGACUCUCAACUCGAUGAGGUACCGCGGCAUGGAUGGCUUCGUCGCUGCGGUGUCGCCCUUCAAUUUCACCGCGAUCGGCGGCAAUCUCAGCUACACGCCGGCACUGAUGGGUAACGCCGUGCUCUGGAAGCCGUCCGACACCGCGUUACUGUCCAACUGGUGGAUCUUCAAGGUCUGCAGGGAGGCCGGAGUGCCGCCCGGCGUCGUGAAUUUCGUUCCGUGCGAGGGACCGGUGUUCGGCGACACCAUCACGUCCUCGCCGCACUUCGCCGGCCUCAACUUUACCGGCUCGGUGCCGACGUUCAACCGGCUGUGGGCGCAGGUCGGCCAGAAUCUCGCCAAGUACAGGAACUAUCCGAAACUGAUCGGCGAGUGCGGCGGCAAGAAUUACCACUUUGUGCACGCGAGCGCCGACGUCGAGUCGGUCGUCAACGCGACGAUAAGGAGCGCGUUCGAGUUCAACGGGCAGAAAUGUUCCGCCUGCAGCAGGAUGUACGUUCCGGAGUCGCUGUGGGGCCAGGUGAAGGACGGUCUCCUGGCUCUGCGCGCGAAGCUCAAGAUCGGCGACGUGCGAGACUUCACCAUGUUCACCGGGGCGGUGAUAGACGACGUUGCGUUCAAACGGAUUUCCGGUUACAUCGACUACGCGAAAAAGUCGCCCAAGAUGGAGAUUAUUGGCGGCGGCGGCUACGACAACUCAUGCGGUUACUUUAUCGAACCGACGAUAGUGCAGACCAAAGAUCCAUGCGAGAAACUCAUGACGGAGGAGAUAUUCGGCCCGGUGCUGACCAUUUACGUUUACAAGGAUUCCAAACUCGAUGAGACGAUGAAGCUGGUCGACACGUCCACACCGUACGCUUUGACAGGCGCGAUAUUCGCGCAGGACGAGAAAUGGGCGAGGAAGGCACUCGAGGAUCUAAAGUAUACUGCCGGUAAUUUCUACGUGAACGACAAGUCCACGGGAUCCGUGGUCGGCCAACAGCCGUUCGGUGGCAGUCGAAUGUCGGGCACGAACGACAAAGCCGGCGGGCCGCACUACGCUCUCCGCUGGUCAUCUCCGCAGUCCAUAAAGGAGACCUUUGCACCUAUCCGGGAGUACGACUACCCAUACAUGAGAUCCUAAACGCCGAGAGAGAGAGAGAAAGAGCCCCUCGUCCCGGUUCUCGAGAACGAGAUCCGGUAAUUCCGAUCGCCGAUAACCGCGCAACGCAAAACCGAGAAACGUUUGCGUUAUCCGAAUCGGUAAGAAACAUAUCGGGCGGGGGGCGAUAUCAUCGCGAUCGCGCAUCGGUUUAUUACCCAGCCCGUUGCAUUAGCUCGACGAGCAAGGACGCUCGUUUGUACGCUCGAGUGAGGUAUCGCGCAAUUUCACUAACGAUUCUCCCGCUGGAACUUUCUACAACUGUUUAAAACUCCCAAUCGAGGGUCGCGAUGGACAAACCGAUUGUACGAGCGAGCAGUGUUCUCCCGGAGUGAAAUUCUCGUCGUCGCGGUGCAAUGUUCCUUAUUCGUUGUACGAUUAAUACGCGCGAUCGGAGGAUCGCUGAGAGAGCUUUUAGAAAAUGACGAGCAAGGUAGACACUCGAGACGACGGUCUUGACGCCGAGUUAAUUCGGUGUAGAGUAUGUCACGUGGAAAUACUUUCGAUAAAAAGCAGGAAACUCGCGAGCAAUGCGAUGCGCGCUAGAGGCACGACUAGAUUCCUAGAUUUCUUGAUCGCGCGCGGACGCUUCGUUGAUAUCGCCCGGUAAUGAACGCGAAGCUCCAAACGUAACGAUCACGUUACUCGCGGUCUCGUUGCUAGCCUGAUUGUUGGCCGCCAGUACCCAACUACCAAAGUGCAUUUCGGGAGCGUGUGAUCCGUGCGUCACGUACCGCGAUGUAUUCUUUCUAGUUCUCUCUUUCUCUUUCCCUCCGUAUAGUACAACACACUUUUGACAAUGCAAGCGCAACAUCGGAUAAUCGUGAUCGAGGGAGGCAAGGACGUAAAGUGUAUUUAAUUUCGUAGAGUUAAACUUGGUUCGGAGGUACCAUCAAUACCGUUAUCAACGAGUAUCCUCGAUGUUCACAAGGUAAAAGACAAAACAUUGUUCACGUGAUGAAUAAAGCUUCAGCUUUUCGACCCCGUUCGCAGGCGCGACGCUGCUCUUUGUAUCUGGUAUCGGAUUUUUGUUGCGUUAUUAGAGAUAUGCGCGGUAUCGGUGAUUCCGGUAGUAUUUAAUGAUAACGGAGUGGAACGAGAUUACAAGGACGGGAGGUGAAUUCUGUAACGGUUGAUAUCUCGAAGCGGAGUUCGAUCGCGACUUAUGCGCGACUUGAGGGGAGACGUUUCGCGGAGCCGAGGCGCGAUCCUCGUGGACGUAGCAAUUGACAAUAUGUCGUUUACUGCGGCAAGUGUUACAGCGUUAUUUAUUUUAAGUGUACCAUAGCAAUAAAACACGAAUAAAUACA